GGGGCCCACCACGGGCCCACCAUGUGGGCUGGCACCAACUCAGGCUCUGUGUUCGCCUAUGCACUGGAGGUGCCGGCAGCAGCAGUGGGUGGUGAGAAGCGGCCUGAGCAAGCGGUGGAGGCCGUGCUGGGCAAGGAGGUGCAGCUGAUGCACCGGGCGCCUGUGGUGGCCAUUGCCGUGUUGGACGGGCGUGGCCGCCCACUGCCCGAGCCCUACGAGGCCUCACGGGACCUGGCGCAGGCACCUGACAUGCAGGGUGGUCACGCUGUGCUCAUCGCAUCUGAGGAGCAGUUCAAGGUGUUCACACUGCCCAAGGUGAGCGCGAAGACCAAGUUCAAGCUGACGGCCCAUGAGGGCUGUCGUGUGCGCAAGGUGGCACUGGCCACGUUUGCCAGUGUGGCCUGCGAGGACUAUGCUGAGACCUGCCUGGCCUGCCUCACCAACCUGGGUGACGUCCACGUCUUCUCGGUGCCUGGCCUGCGGCCCCAGGUGCACUAUUCCUGCAUCCGGAAGGAGGACAUCAGCGGCAUCGCUUCGUGCGUCUUUACGCGCCAUGGCCAGGGCUUUUACCUGAUAUCCCCAUCAGAAUUUGAACGCUUCUCCCUAAGUGCCCGGAACAUCACAGAGCCGCUCUGCUCUCUGGACAUUAACUGGCCCCGCGAUGCCACCCAGGCCAGUUACAGGAUCCGAGAGUCACCCAAGCUGAGCCAGGCUAACGGGACCCCAAGCAUCCUGCUGGCCCCACAGAGCCUUGAUGGAAGCCCUGAUCCAGCCCACAGCAUGGGACCUGACACCCCGGAGCCACCCGAGGCUGCACUCUCACCCAUGUCCAUCGACUCAGCCACCAGUGCUGACACCACGCUGGACACGACAGGGGACGUCACAGUGGAAGAUGUGAAGGAUUUCCUGGGCUCCUCUGAGGAGUCAGAGAAGAACCUGAGGAACCUGGCAGAAGACGAGGCCCACGCCUGUGCCAUCCUGAUCAAAUGAGGAAGGCCAGAACUAUCCCGACCUCCACCUGCCCUGCUCGGAGCUGGAGUGCUGGAUCCCUGGCACCUGCCUGGCCCCUUAACAUAGAACCACGCCUGCUAACCUGUAGGCUCCACUGGGACCUGCUGUCCUGUCCCGCCUGACCCUGGGCCCUGGAGCAGCACCAGCCCCAGGGUGUGGGCCUGGGACCUGGGCCAGAACUGAGCCCUCCUGCAGGCAUUUGGCUGCCCUGGGGGCCCACUGCCUAGGGAAGAGGACAGGUGGGGCCCAGCACCUGUGCCACCUCCCCCCCUCCACACACCAUCCUUCCCCCUCACUUUGCAGAGUAUUUUUCCUUUUUUUUUUUUUUCUUAAAGACGGAGUCUUGCUCUGUCGCCCAGGCUGGAGUGCAGUGGCCCCAUCUCUGCUCACUGCAAGCCCCGCCUUCUGGGUUCCCGCCAUUCUUCUGCCUCAGCCUCCCAAGUAGCUGGGACUACAGGCGCCCACCACCACGCCCAGCUAAUUUUUUCUGUAUUUUUAGUAGAGAUGGGGUUUCACCAUGUUAGCCAGGAUGGUCUCGAUCUCCUGACCUCGUGAUCCACCCACCUCAGCCUCCCAAAGUGCUGGGAUUACAGGCGUGAGCCACCAUGCCCAGCCCUGCAAAGAGUAUUUUUCUAGCGCCUGGGCUGGACAGUUGUUUCUAAAACUAAACUAUUUUGGUACCUGCUUCUGGGCCAGUCCCCAGCCUGUCAUGAGUGUGUGUGUGCGGGCAUGGAUGUGACUGGGAGCUCUGCUGGGCACCCACAUCUGGGGCCUAGUCAGGUGUGUGUGUCCGGCGGGGGGGGGGGGCAGGGGGGGGGGUCAAGAUGAGUUUCCCUGUAGAUUGUACCUUGGGGUUUUUUUCUGUCGUUUUGUUAAAAUUAGCGCCAUUUUAAUAUUAAAAAUACUGAUUUUUAAUAUUGAAAAUAAAAGCAUUUAAUAUCUCUUAAA
Molecule: messenger RNA, 1959 nt
Organism: Homo sapiens (human)
Lineage: Eukaryota; Metazoa; Chordata; Mammalia; Primates; Hominidae
Gene: LLGL1
Product: LLGL scribble cell polarity complex component 1
Cellular component (GO): axon; cytoskeleton; Golgi apparatus
Source: RefSeq, marked reviewed